CUGCACAACAUCAGACAUAAAACACACCUUCUCACUGCAGCAGCUUCAAAAUGGCUGUGUCCUUUCACUCCAGUGAGUCUGAUAUCAGCGUUGCACUUGGCGAGUAUCAGGAAUUCCCCAGACCUGAACCUGAGGAUGCUGCUGCAGAGAGGGCUCCAAAACUGAAGUUAAGACAUGUCAGUGUGGUUCUGCUGAGCUUUGGCCUGCUCUGUGUUCUUCAAGGGGUCCUCAACAUCUCCCUGAGACUUGCUCUGAGUGAGCCCACUGACAAAGGUGAGACAGAGGAAGAGAGCUGUCCACAGGACUGGCUGACGUUCGGCUCCAGCUGUUACUACAUUUCCUGGCAGGGGAAGAGCUGGGACGACAGCCGGCAGGACUGCCUGCAGAGGGACGCUGACCUGGUCAUCAUCAACAGCAUACAGGAGCAGGCCUUCCUCACCGGAUUCACAGAGGCAGCAUGGGUCGGUAUGACUGACAGGAAGAAGGAAGGGACUUGGGUCUGGGUGGAUGGAGCACCAGUGAACAAAGACGAGUUGCGGUGGGCCCUGGGGCAGCCCGAUGGAGCGUACGGCGGAGAAGACUGCGGCGACAUUCGUACAAUGAUUCAUUUCAUCGGCCUGAAUGACUACAACUGUAGUGUCAGGAACCGCUGGAUCUGUGAGAAGACGGUAGACGGACAAACAGGAUCCAUUUAUUAUUUGAAUGCUUAGACGUGGACCCACGUAGGACUGAGAAAUGUCUGGCCUAAACCCAAACCAGACACCCUCUCUGCACCUAUUUCAAAGCUGAUUGCUGUUAACAAUACUAUGAGUAAUACUGUAAUUACUGUAAACUAUAUACCUGUCAUCAAGCCCACCUUGUCAUUACAUACAACAACACAUAUUUAAUUAACCAUAUUAAUAUUGGCAUUUACACACUAAGAUACAAUGCUAGUGGAGUCCUUUUUAAUGCACAGUUCGUUAUCACUUACCUGUCAGAUGAUGUCGGUCUUCCCGGUGCAGGUGAAUUGCACUGUAUAACUCCUGCAGGUCAAAAUGUAAAGGCAUAUCAUAUACCACAUUAGCCACACCCUAAGCCCUGCUGCACUCAAUACAUAUGUUUGCAUGCAUGUCUUGAAGGUUGGCCAGGUCAGCUUUUGUUUUCUUAGUAUUGUUAUUAUGAGUUUAAUUGAAUGUUGCCCCAUUCAUAGUGACAUACUGGUGGGUACAGACGUGUUGGAGGUGUGACUUCUUCCAUGAAGGAGCCAAAUCUAUCUUCAAGAAGGAACUCCUUCAUCCACAGAUUCUACCUUCAUUUACAUUGUUUCACCCAUUCAGUCCAGUGUGUAGGAUUUAGUGGCAUCUAGCCGCAGAUUUCAACCCCCUCGCUUCACCCUCCCAAAGUGCAAACACCCCUACCAACAGCCAAUGUUUGGUUCUACCGUUGUGGGCAUUGACAUGCGUAAAGAUGGAUGACCUGACAGCUCUCCAAAAGUGGAGCCAAAACAUCUCGAUCGCCCCCUGGUGGAGAAGCAUGGCGUUUCAACACAGCAGCCUCCAUCGAAGGUGGCCCGCGGCAUCUGUAGAUAUUAAAGGCUGAUUUUAAGGUACCAAAAGCACAAAGAUUCUUAUUCUCAGGUGAUUUUAAACUAAUGAAAUCAUACCUGACAUAGAUCCUCCUAAAUGUUACAAACUGGACCUUAAAUUGAGUGCCUUUUGAAAUUAUUUUCAAAUGAAUAGAUCCAUGUAAUAUUAGCCUUGAAAUAAAACCCUGCUACUUCCCA
Messenger RNA from Dicentrarchus labrax (European seabass), 1762 nucleotides. Its product is annotated as CD209 antigen-like protein C. The transcript is spliced from 5 exons. The record is from RefSeq and is a predicted model, not a curated record. Lineage: Eukaryota; Metazoa; Chordata; Actinopteri; Moronidae. The coding region runs from base 51 to 710 and encodes 219 amino acids.